AUGGUAGGGCAUCUUCAAUAAAUGUUGUGGUGGGGGCUUCUGUGGUGGUGGGAGGUUCUGUUGUAAAUUUGCAUAGAUCUAAGGCUUUUUUAAAUGAUGAAGAAGUCUUUGGUUGUCUCACUCAAGAUAACCUUGGAUCAAAGGAGCAAACCAUUACUAUAGUAGGAGAACAAAGCAAUACCAUAGCAACAAGAUCAAGUCAAAUAAUGCAGGAGGCAAGACUUAGUGGUGAUGAGUUCAUAAAUGUUCCUUGGUUAACUGAUAACGAGGAUGAAGAAUGGCAAGAGGCAAGGAAACAAAAUAAGCUACUGAAGUCCCAAUUUGGUGGUAGGUUUGAAUGGGAAGAAGAAACAUCAUUGGUGUUAUUUGAUCCAACACAAGGUGUUGUUAAAGGACAUAGUGAUUCCAUUGAUUCAGAUGACAAUGUUAGCUUUGUCACUAGCAGUGACAAUAGUGAGGUUGAUGAAGCUAGAAGGAGGAGGUCACAACACAAGACCUUUGAUGACACUUUUCUCAUUCCAGAAUUUGAAAUUGAAUUAAGGAGAAAUAUAGAAGACAUUAAUAAGUUGAACCUUGUAGCAAAAGAGUACCUAAUGCAAUAUGAUCCAAAGCAUUGGUGCAAGACAUUCUUUGAUACUCAUAGCAAAUGUGAUGCUAUUGAUAACAAUAUGUGUGAGACUUUCAAUGAAUGUAUUCUUGAUGCAAGGCAAAAGGCUGCUUUGUCCUUGCUAGAGGACUUAAGAUGGAAGUGCUCAAAAAGAAUCAUAGCAAAACAAGCCUUUGUGGACAAAAGUUUUGUUGGAGAAUUUGGUCCAAAAGUUUGGGAGAAGAUUGAGGAGCGUAGGGUUGCAAUGUCUAGGGUAUGGCAACUCAAUGGUAUUCCUUGCAAACAUGCCAUGCUUGCCAUCCAGCAUAGAGAGAAAAACUUUGAAUACUAUGUGCACCCUUGCUACAAAAGACAAGCAUACAUUAACACAUACAAGAAUUGCAUAAUUCCUUUAGAUGGCAUGGAAAGAUGGGAAGAACUAGGCAUGCCUUCACUUGAUCCACCAGUGCAAAGGAAGACAACGGGCAGACUUAAAAAGAAAAGGCAUUUAGAAGAUUGGGAAAUUUCUAAUGGCUUUAACAUUAGUAGAAAGGGUACAAGUCAUGGUCAUCAAGUGCAAGUGCAUGGUAACAAGGGGAAAGCUGUUGAUGGCAACAAGGGGAAAGCUAUCCAAACUCCCAAAAAGCCUGGACAGAAAAGCAAAAGAAUCCUCUCAGUCCCAAGGAAAAAAUCGAGAGUGAUUGCAAAGGCUCCUGUUGAGUCUGCUGUUCAUGCACCUGCUUCAAAUUUGCAUGAGUUGUUCAAUAUUGAAAGUGUCUCAAUCCAAAAGGCAAUAAGGAACUCUCAACCGCAAUCACAAUAUGGAAAUAAGUCCUCCUAUAGGCAGCAACAAGCAUCCAAGCAGAGAGAGGUUGUUACAUAUCAACAAUUAAAGGCAAGACUUAGGGUAAUGGAGCAAGGUAGAUUGGAUGAAAUGGAGUUGGCAGAUUGGGGUGCUUUGAUUCAAGCUAUGGGUUCUAGUGGUGAUGGAAACAAUUGUCCUUGAAGCAUUUUUGGGUGUAUUGUGGUUGUUAGAACUAGUUACAAAAGUAGUAGUCAAGCCAUAUUUUUGGAAUUUUGUGGAACUUAAUCACAGGCAUGCAACAUGUAGUAGGCUAAAAUUUGGCCUUUUUUUUUUUUUUUGGACAAAUUCUGUAUGUAAUGGCAAACUUCAUUCCAAUUUAUGUGUAAGGAAUAUAUCAAUUUAUGAUAUAUGGUUAAGUGUAUGCUCUGUGUAAAUUAUUUUCCAACAAAUGUAGAAAAGCUUUGCCAUUUCAUUUCUAGUUUAUGUUAAGGAUAUAUCAAUUUAUGAUGUAUCAGUUAAUUGUAGAAUCUGUGUACAUUAUUUUCCUGCAAAUGUAGAAAAGCUUUGGCAUUUCACUUCUAGUUUAUGUUUAAGGAAUAUAUCAGUUUAUGAUAU
Messenger RNA from Rubroshorea leprosula, 2006 nucleotides. NCBI's taxonomy places the organism in Eukaryota, Viridiplantae, Streptophyta, Magnoliopsida, Malvales, Dipterocarpaceae. The record is from the annotation of a GenBank genome assembly.